Molecule: messenger RNA, 1589 nt
Organism: Anopheles coluzzii
Lineage: Eukaryota; Metazoa; Arthropoda; Insecta; Diptera; Culicidae
Gene: BORCS5
Product: BLOC-1-related complex subunit 5
Exons: 1
Coding region: 259-1290 (343 amino acids)
Biological process (GO): lysosome localization; organelle transport along microtubule; positive regulation of anterograde synaptic vesicle transport
Cellular component (GO): BORC complex; synaptic vesicle membrane; cytoplasmic side of lysosomal membrane
Source: RefSeq, a predicted model, not a curated record
AUCAGAAUUAACAAACUACAAACAACAAAACAUUAGAAACAUCCUAUACCAGAAGCUCUACUUUGACUCCAGUUAGUCGAAGUCCAUAAAGAUAAAGUUUGACUCUGAACAUGGGGAUUCAAACGUAGGAGGAUACAACACCCUCUUUUGCAAAAUAGAAGAAAGUUCACCAGAAAGGCCCGCGGUUGCUUCGGGUUAAAGACCGCGCUCAGCUAAGGACGGUCCCGUCCCUUCCCGUUACUGUGACCUUCUCUCGCUAUGGGCUCGGAACAUUCCACGCAACUGCCAGGAGCAGCCGCCGACGGUGCCCUGCGCACCGGCAGCCUACAUCGUCACUCGACGGCCAACCCCACCGCGUCCGGUACGUCCUCGUCGACGCCUGGGCGCUCAGGGCUGUCAGGAGGCGGCAGCGGUAGCAAGCUGCAACGCGGCAACACGAUUGCGGUCACUGGCACGACACCGGGCGGCGGGGUGGACGAUGGCUACUCCACCUCGUCCGUCACACCGUCCUCGGCGUACAUCUGCGACUCGCGGCCCGUCUCGCCGCCCAUGAGCGUUUGCUCCGAUUCCGACCUGCCCUACAUCUCUUACACGGACAAACCGAUCGGUGAUUCACCGAAGCUGCGCAACAAGCAGCAGGCAAAGCAGACCAAAUCACGCCCAAACAGUGCGAUUAUCAUGGGCAGAACGUCACAACAGCACCAGCCCCACCACUACCAGCAACAUCUCACCCAGCAGCUGGAGGGCAGGGGUGGCAAGGGUCGACCCACAACCGCACCGACUGGCGGUGGUGGCAGCGGCGGGGCGCACAGCAUCGUGGUGGUGAAGUCGGCCGCCGCCCGGGAAGUUGGCAUCGAGAAGGAUGACGACAUCGUGCGACUGCAGAGCGUGCCGAUGUUUCUGCCGGUGAUGCGCGGCACGCUGACGCUGCCGGCGAACCGCGACCCGGAAGUGCUGGAGCGGCUGCAACCGACCCAUCUGAUCAACAUGUGCAGCCGGCUGCAGUCACACUUUAACACGUGCGCGGUGCACGUGUCCUCGGAGCAGCAGCAGAUAACGAACCGCAUCAAGGAGGUCGACCAGGAGGUGUCGAGCGCGCUGGCCCAGCUGGUGCAGAAGCAGAAGCUGUACACGUCGUACGCGGAAACGUUCUCGAAGGUGCGCCAAAUCUCCCAGCAGCUGACGCGCUGCAACGACAUACUGAACCAGAACAUCGAGAGCAUGGAGUAUCUGAACAAUCUGCUCAGCGUGGACGACCGGCUCGAGCCGUUCGUGUGGAAGACGGAGUAGUGGUUUAGGGGAAUAGCGUUUAACAGCAAGGAAAGUGCAAGGCAAAACGGCACACGUGGUGGGUGGGUGGUGUAACUCUAGUCGUGCUCUGCAGUGCAAUAAGCAGCCAAAACAGUGUGGCUCAAUGCUUCUCAGUUUAAUCAGUUGUAUUGUAUUGUUGUUUAUUGAACAGAUAUUGACCGGAAGGAGCUGUCUUCCGGUUAUUCCUUAUCACUUAUAAUUAGCCUAACUCUUAAGACUAGCAAUAAAUAAUACAUAAAGCACCGAACAAAAACGCUUUAUUACGCCAGCACAGUAAA